GCUUCCCAAAGCAGUUUGCACGAGCUGCAUAGGAUCGGGCAUGGCUCCUCUUCUCACCGUCGACACAGUCUUGGGACCGAUAUACAAAGUCGCUUUCGUUAACCCGUACACAGCCCCAGUUUUCUGGGUAGUUCUAUCCAUCAUCCUGGUCCCAUACGCGCAGAUCAUACUAUGGUCGACAUGCAUCAUCUUUGGAGCAAUUCCUGCUAUUCUUCACAUAUACCGAAACCGAAACGCGAGGCCCAUAAAUGAUUGGAGUAACGAGAUCGUUCUUAUAACCGGCGGCUCGCAUGGCCUCGGGAAACAGCUUGCUGAAACCCUGGCGUACAAGCAUGCGCCCAAGAAAAUCGUUGUGUUGGAUGUUCGACCCACCAUUUUCAAUGAUGGUUCGAUUUCUUACUACGAGUGCGAUGUCGGAGAUCAGCAGAUGGUUCAGAAAGUAGCAGAGCGCAUAAUCCGAGAGGAAGGACAUCCGACGAUUAUCAUUAACAAUGCCGGAAUUGUCAACCAUGCUCUGUCGGUCGUCGAUACACCAGAUCCUGAAAUUGAAAGAGUGAUCAAAGUCAAUCUCCUCGCUCAGUUUUGGAUAGCCAAAGCUUUUCUGCCAAAUAUGCGGAAAACUGACCAUGGCCAUAUCGUGACGGUAUCGUCUGUACUUGGUUCAUCAGCAGCGGCAUUCGCAACCGCUUAUUGUGCAUCCAAGUCGGGCGUCACUGGAUUUCACGAAGGCUUGCGGCAAGAACUUCUCGGAACAAAUAUACGCAUGACAUGCGUAUAUCCGGGUCUAAUUGACACUGGCAUGUUCACCGGUAUGGUACAUCAACGCCCGUGGUUAACGCCACAUCUCAAAACUUCCGAGGUCUGCAAUGCGAUUGUGACGGCAUUGGAAACCGGCCGUAAUCGCGACGUCUUCCUUCCCUUCUACACAUAUGUUGCUCCCUUAUUACGCUUCUUACCCAUUGAAAUUGGGGAUGCGGUACGAGAGAUGUCUGGCGCAAACCAGGAAAUGCUAGCAUACAAAUACAGCGCAAGUGCUAUGUCUACAUAAAACAAUAUAUCCUACACACCCAAUCCAUAAAAUAAUGAUACUCUACACGA
Spizellomyces punctatus DAOM BR117 is the source of this 1098-nucleotide messenger RNA. RefSeq lists its product as uncharacterized. The coding region runs from base 41 to 1048 and encodes 335 amino acids. The transcript has 8 exons. NCBI's taxonomy places the organism in Eukaryota, Fungi, Chytridiomycota, Chytridiomycetes, Spizellomycetales, Spizellomycetaceae. Gene Ontology annotation, molecular function: oxidoreductase activity, acting on the CH-OH group of donors, NAD or NADP as acceptor. The record is from RefSeq and is a predicted model, not a curated record.